Messenger RNA from Cynoglossus semilaevis (tongue sole), 1902 nucleotides. Its product is annotated as alpha-(1,3)-fucosyltransferase 9-like. NCBI's taxonomy places the organism in Eukaryota, Metazoa, Chordata, Actinopteri, Pleuronectiformes, Cynoglossidae. Gene Ontology annotation, cellular component: membrane. The transcript has a single exon. Gene Ontology annotation, molecular function: alpha-(1->3)-fucosyltransferase activity. Bases 443 to 1543 code for a protein of 366 amino acids. The record is from RefSeq and is a predicted model, not a curated record.
CCAGAGCAAAACCCUCACCCAGACCACAACUGGACUUCACCUAGGUCAAAUGCAGGAUGCUCUCAUAUAACAUACUACACAUCUGAUGAACAACAAGAUUUAUGUCUUUUUCAUUUUAAGUGGGCUAAAUUACUUAUAUUAAAAGUACUCUAAUGGAAAUCACUGCUUUAAUUUAAUUAUUUUAAUAAUCCAUGUAACUCGAUAAGCUCCAGGUUUUGAAGAAGUGUGAUACGGGUGUGUGGCCACAGCGUGUACUUCUGAUGUUGCUCGCAGUGGUCCUCAGCGUGCUCAGAGAACUCGGUGUAUGCCCAGACACAUGAAGAGUCAGAGGGAACAUUGCUGAUAACAUUUUUUUCCAUCAACAAAUGUUUAUGCUUCUUACCACGUGGUGAUCAAAAGGCAUUUCUGAAGGUAAAUCGUUGUUUCUUUUUUCUUUCCACAGAUGGCGCCAGGUUCCACCAAGAUGUGUUAUAUAGCAGUCAUUGCCUUUGGCUUUGCCUGCUAUUUCUGUCUGUCUGUUCUUUAUAUAUACCCAGAAACUCACAUAUGUCCAUCUACUUUGACACAGGAUAGAAAACAAACACCUGCUGUUAAAGAAUCUGUGCGGCCUAUAGUUCUGCUUUGGUUCUGGCCUUUAAAACUAAAGUUUGAUUUCAACAUUUGCGCAUCUUACUUCAACAUUGACAGCUGCAUACUGACUGAUAAUAGGUCCUUGUACAGUGAAGCAGAAGGAGUCAUUUUCUUCCAUAAAAAUAUUGAUGCUCAUUUAAACAACAUGCCAGUUGAGACACGUCCCACUUUUCAGAAAUGGAUUUGGCUGAAUGAGGAAUCUCCGAGGAACACGAUAAAGAAACCACUGUUGGAAAACAUCUUUAACUUGACAAUUAGCUACAGAGGAGAUGCUGACAUUGUAUGGAGAGACGAGGUGACAAUCAGGAAAGACGGAGAAAAAGAUGACUUUAUUUUGCCCAAAAAAGACAAACUGGUGUGUUGGAUAGUCAGUAACAGGGUUGCAUUUACUGGAACAGGUACAAGAGAGAGAUAUUUUAAUCAACUGUCCCAGCACAUAGAGGUUAACCUCUUUGGCCGUGCACAUACUGCAAAAGGUUUGAGCUUUGAAGACUAUUACCCAACCAUUGCAGGUUGUAAGUUUUACCUCUCAUUUGAAAACUCGCUCUUCAAAGAUUACAUGACAGAGAAGGUGAACGGACCCAUGGCAGCAGGGACAGUGCCUAUAGUUCUGGGUCCACCCAGAGAGAACUACGAGCGGUAUCUUCCCAGCAACUCCUUCAUUCAUGUCAACGACUUUCCUGAUGCAAAAUCAAUGGCAGAACAUUUAAAAAGGUUGGACAAUGACAUUGACGCCUACCUGGCUUACUUUGACUGGAGAAAGUACUACACUGUUCUUCCUCAUCUGUUGACGGUGCCAAAACAAUUUAUUCAUCCCAUCUGCCUCGGCUGUGACCAUAUUGCGAGAGAUGAUGAAUACCAUGUAGUCAAUGACCUUCAUGAGUGGUACUUCACAAAGGACCUGGGGCUUUAAACAGCAUUAUUGUGUGAUAUCCUAAUACACAGUACAUACUGGGACAAGUGCUGUUCACGGGAUACAGAAAACACAAAAAAAUAACAUAAAAUAAAAUAAAAAUAAAAUGCAAAGUUCUACUGCUUUAUGGGGCCUGGUGGUUAAGGAAGAGGACUUGGGUCCAGAUGGUCGCUGGUUCACAUGGACCAGCAGCCUACUGCUCACUGUGGUGAUGGGUUGAAUGCAAUCACUUUCACUAUGUAAUACUCACCUCUAUAAAAUCCCGUUUAUCUACGUUAAAUAAGUGUAACUAAUCUCAUUAUUCUACUUAUAUUUUUAUAAUUGUCAUUUCACAACAAAUAAAUGUAUUGAACAAAUUA